GCGCCAUGUCGGGGCCCGCGGGCGGCCGGAGCAAGUGGCACAGCGCCGCCCCCAGUCUGACAACCAAGAUGGAGGCAAGCUCAAAGAAAGGAUCCAUUUCAGGUUCUGGCAGCCAAAGACGAACGAGCUAUAUCGGCAGUUUCAGAGUUGGAUCAAUGAGUCGAAAAAACAUAUUGGUGGCUUCUGAUGGCAAAACUGUGGAUAAAGCGUCUCUCAUAGGUAGCAGGCACACUGUCCAGGUUUUUGAUGAACAAGGGAAGGAUGUGACGCCCCAUCCUCUCUACCAUCCAGAACCAAGUUCAGCACCACACAGACAAACCAAAAUCUUGUCAGGACAUGAUUUCUCAGGGACCACAACUGAUUUUCUGGCAUCCUUAUCCUUGCAUCAGACAUCUGGAAUUAAUGCUAGUUUAGUAGGUCCAUUCUCAAGGACAUACGGAAGCAGCGGUAUUUCUAAAUCAACCAUAUCUACAACUGAAUCUAUAGCAGAUGAAAUAGUGGAACCUGGAUCUAGACGAGACACAGUUAUUAGCUUAUCUGAUGUACAGGUGAGGCGAGAGGAGGUCAGAGAACAUCUGGCAAAAGAAGACUUAGAGAAGAGAGCAGCUGUUUACCUCACAGAGACAGAAACUCUCUGGAUACUGGACAUGCCAACUGUCAUGGUGUCUGUAGAGUCCGAAGAAGCUGAAAAAGUACAGGAACGGAACAAGGCUUAUAUAGAGCUCUGUAAACACAGAACUGGCAAUGAUCGCUUUGUGGAAAGGAUGAUGCAAACUCUUAAUGGAGCCCCAAAAAAUAAAGAAGUGCAAUGUGACAAAAUCUUUACAGAGGACAAAGGAAUAAUUGCCACUUCCUGGGAUUUGUAUGAUUCUUUUAAUGCCUUGGAAACUACACGUAUACCAUCAAUAACAGGAGGCAGCCGACCAACAAGUGUGAGUAGCAGUAAAUCUGUUGUGACCAAAGAUCAUGAUCGUACCACAUCUACAACUUCUACUGACAGAGAAAGUACACACUCUUCUAUAAUCGAUUUGGAAAGUGUUAUUCUUGCCAAAAUUCAAGAGAAGGAGGAAGACCAUUCAGAAGCUAUAUUAAAAUCAGAGAAAUUUCAGCAGGAUUUAUUUGUUAUGGAAAGGAUUCUAAUGGAGAAUGUUUUUCAGGCCAAACUUGCAGCUUACCGGCAACUUCCUGUUCUUAUAGAACCAGCUCUUGCAUCACAUGUUGGUGAAAGUACAAGUGAAGUACAAGUAGUGGAAGCACCGGCAGAGGCAGAAGAGGAGGCGGAAGAGGAGGAAACAGAGAAAGAAAUACUUUCUUCUGAUCUUCCCACUUUAAGUAACGCAUCAUUUUUUCUGGAUUCAAGUGAAGCUCCAGAAGAAGUCUUACCUCCCAGCUUGGAACGACUGUGGUCUUAUACAUGUGACCUGACUAGUGGGCACAAUGUAAGCAGCAUGGCUUGGAACAAACUAAAUCCAGAUCUUUUGGCUGUUGGUUAUGGACAAUUUGGUUUUAAAGAACAGAAGAAAGGCUUGGCUUGCUGUUGGUCACUGAAGAACCCUAUGUGGCCAGAGCGUAUUUAUCACUGUGAUCAUGGUGUUACUGCUUUGGAUUUCUCUGUAGCAAACCCAAACCUUUUGGCAGUUGGAAUGUACAAUGGUACAGUUGCAAUAUUUAAUGUACAGAGUCGGAAUCCCACUGCAGUUAUGGAUAGUAGUGAAUCUUUAAAUAAACAUAUAGGUCCUGUAUGGCAGCUCAAGUGGAUAGAACAGGACAGGGGUACAACCGGAGAUGACAAAGGAGAGGUAUUAAUCUCCAUCUGUGCAGAUGGAAGAAUAACCAAGUGGCUUAUACGGAAAGGACUAGGCUGCACUGAUCUACUGAAACUAAAGCGAAUAGGAAGUGAAAGAAAAAAAAUAACAGGUGAAAAAGAAAAGAAAAGUGAAGCUUUGAUAUCUCGACAGGCUCCAGGAAUGUGCUUUGACUUUCAUCCAAAGGAUACUAAUAUAUAUCUGGCUGGAACUGAAGAAGGGCAUAUACACAAAUGUUCUUGUUCAUACAAUGAGCAGUUCCUAGAGACUUACAGAGCACAUAAGGGUCCUGUGUACAAGAUUGCAUGGAAUCCAUUCAGCACUGACAUGUUUUUAAGCUGUUCUGCAGACUGGAGUAUUAUUUUAUGGUGCCAAGAUUCACUUAAGCCACAUUUAACUUUCAGCUCCACCACUACUGUGGUUCAUGACAUUAUGUGGUCUCCCAAAUCAGCCUUUAUUUUUGCAGCGGUGAAUGAAAGUAGAGUGGAAAUUUGGGACCUUAGUGUCAGCACUUUGGACCCCUUAAUCAUUAGUUAUGCCAAUCCAGGGGUGAAAUUCACAACUUUACUUUUUGCUAAAAACACAGACUGCCUUCUAAUAGGGGACAGUACGGGACAAGUCAGUGUGUAUGAGUUAAGAAAUCUGACGGCUUCAGAUUAUAACAAGGGGGAAGCUUUUCAUGAUAUUAUUAGCUCUGCUUUAGCUAAUGGCUACUGAGGAUACCUCUCGGCUGGUUGUAAAGGAAAAGGCUAUAAAUAAUGUUAUGUGUUUCCGUAGAUCCCAAAGCCUCCCAUUUAAUAUUGCAUCAGGAAAAAAUAUCUUUAAAUGUAAUAUUACUUAAAAUACAGGCUAAUGAUUUUUCUGUCAUUAAAAUGUAUCUGUCAAUUCACAGUGGUUAGAAAUCUUUUUGAAAUAGCCUGUAAUACCAUGAAUUUUCCUCAGAAAAUCCCCAUCAUUAUAUUCCAAUCAAGUAUAGGUUAAAUCUCUGGUAUGUUCUUCUGUACUAUUGCACAGGAAAAUAAACUGCCUUAUCACUUCCAUAGUUCCCUACAGUUUUUGGAAAUCCCAUAUCAAGUAAAGGCAAUAAUCUCCUAAGGCUGGAAAUUAAGUUUUUGAAUAAAAAUGUUUCCAAGCUUGUA
Molecule: messenger RNA, 2944 nt
Organism: Alligator sinensis (Chinese alligator)
Lineage: Eukaryota; Metazoa; Chordata; Crocodylia; Alligatoridae
Gene: DNAI4
Product: WD repeat domain 78
Exons: 17
Coding region: 6-2522 (838 amino acids)
Biological process (GO): cilium movement
Cellular component (GO): axonemal dynein complex
Molecular function (GO): dynein heavy chain binding; dynein light chain binding
Source: RefSeq, a predicted model, not a curated record